AUGACAAUGGAUAGUGGAGGCGUUCAACAGAUAGUAUCUGCAUUGCAAAUAGUGUAUGACCCCAAAUCGACAAAUGAUCGAAGAAGAGAGGCACAGACCUUUUUAGAUACCAUCAAAACAAACGAGGAAAGUCCGUUCUGGGGUUAUCAAUUGGCAUUGCCAGAAAAUAAUGGCGACAAUUACAUUGUAAGGUACUUUGGGUUGUCACUAUUACAGCAAUCGAUAACUACAAAUUUUCACACUUUUGAUCAAGCAAAGACAGCUGCUGUAAAGCAGUGGAUAAUUGAUUUAUCCACCAAAGUUGAACCAAGUGAUCCUCAUUACAUCAAAGAGAAGAUUGCUUUGUUAUGGGUUUCAAUAGCAAAGAGAGUUUGGGGAAAUCAUCUAAUCAAAUCGAGGGACUCUCAUCACAACAGUGUAGAUGAAAACACAACAAUAUCGACAAACCUAGAGAAUAAUAAUAAACUGUCGGUCUCUCUCACGGAACAAGAGUCCGUCGAUGGCUGGGUAUCUAUGGAUGCCGAUUUAUUAAAGUUGUGGAAUAACAACAUAACAUGCCGAGAACUAUCUUUGAUUGUUAUUAGAACAUUGUUUGAAGACAUUUAUUUGUUGGAUGAUCCAAUUUCCUCCAAAAGAAGCACACUAUUGAAUCAAUUAUCAAUUUUGAUUGUGACUCCUCAAAGUGUAUUAGAGUCUAUGUAUGAGAACAAUCCUAACGUCACAAUUUGCAAGGCUCUGGCUGAUGGGUGGUUUAUAACAUGGUCGAGAUAUUUGGUUGAGUUGUUAACUAACAACGACUAUAAAGAUAAGAUCUGCCAAACAUUUGUGCCCAAGAUAUUAUCGGCAUUUAAAACUUGCUUACAUUGGAUCAACCCCUCCGUAUUAAGACAAGAGAAUAUCAUGCAAACGUUAAUUGGUAUAUUAACUAUCCCUGAUGUGCCAAUGAAAAUUUUAGCCGUUGAUUGCUUGCAUAUUUUGUUUACGAGAACUUACACCCAACCUGAAGAUUUUGACUUCUUCAUUGGUUCAGUAUUUACCAGUGAGGGCAUAACAAAAUUAAGCGAGUUUUAUCAUUCAUUACAUUUAGAUCCUGAUGAUGUAGACGAAACUGUUUAUUCACUCUUGAAGAAAACAGUGGAAAUGAUCGUGUCCUUGAGUGAAUACUUGAAUAUUGCUUCGAGAAAUAAAGUUUCGUGGGAAAGUUCUGAUGUUGAUAGCUAUUUGAAAUUGGUAUUGGAAACCACAAGCCACCCUAGUUUGAUAAUUAGUGGUUUAUCGUUGCAAAUGUGGAUCACCAUAUUGAGAUUCGAUGAGUUAAGUGCGAAACCUCAAUUUGUAAAACUCAUGCCAGACUUGCUAGAGAUUGCUGCCAAUAGAACCAUAAAUUAUACCUACGAUGAAAACAACAUCUCAAAAAAGUUUUUGGACGUUGAUUUCGAUUCAACUCCAGAUGCCAAUUCGUUUCUACAAAACUACAGAAAAUUCAAUGAAGAUAUAACACGUAUCACUGUGUGCAAGGAUCCUGAAAAUGGAUUAGCAUGGCUCGAAAAUAGACUUCAAGUAUUUUUUAGCUCGGAAUUAGGUAACAGAUGCGUCAGCGAAUUUAAAUUAGGUGAAAAGUCAGAAGAGUUCAAUUAUGGAUCGUCUCAACUUAGCACAAUUGAUUACACUUUACGUGGUGUCACUCGUUGGAAUGAAUGGUAUAAUCGGGAGGACAAAAAUACAAUUAAGGAGAGAUUAAAUAAAUUGGUUGAAUCUUUAUGUGAACGUUUAUUGGCAAUGAAUUUUGCCAGCCCAUUAUUGGUUAGAAAGCAGAUGCAAACAUUAGUUCAUUUUGCUCCACUUUUGAAGGAUGUCAACCCACCGCUCAUGUUUAGAGCUUUAGAAAAGAUUCUUACUACUGCGACUUACCCUUAUCCACCUAAUGUAUCGGAUGAGGAUAUGGAAUUGAUUCGAGAUUUAAGAGGUAGCUGUGGAACCGAAUUAAAUAGAUAUGCCUACAUGAUGCCUGAAGGAUUGAGCAAGAUAUUUACUGAUUUAGAGAAUGCCAUUGCCAAUAUAUUAUCUGCAAAAAAAGUCAGUGAUCAUGAAAAUGUUGCACUCAAAUCGUUUCUUUUGGUAAUUGCGUUUAGGUCGUCUAUUGGUAAUAAGGAUGAAAUAUUUGCAAAGAUUGUCGAUCCAGAUUUAGCCGCAUGGUCUGCACCCGAGACGGAGAAAGGGUUAAUGGAUUUACAUUGGUUUAUGGAAAGAAUUGGUAUUGUUGAAAUUGCUUCCUAUUUCCAGAGUCGUGGAAUAACUGCCACUACGAACCUUUUGGAGGCAAAAAUGGAUGAAGAAGGUAAAUUGUUGAAAACAAAGUUAAAGGAUCACUGGUCUUCUAUUUUCCCAAUAAGAGCGACAAGAAUUUUUAUUCAGUAUAGUAUAGAGAAAUUGAACCAUAAUUCUCCUGAGUAUUUACAUCUAUUGAAACUUUGGAAACCAAGAAUUCAACCGAUUGUGCCGCAUAUUUUGCAACUAUUGACACAAAUUCAAGCUUAUCAUGAUCCUCAGAAUUGGAAAGAUUUACCAAUCGAAGUUCAAUCGUUUGUUAAAGAGAGUUGUACCGAAAGAUUUUGGCAGCAAGGAGUAUCUAUUCAAUCGAAAGAAACAUUUAUGGAGGAGAAUGUGAAAGCUGCUUUGACUUUAAGGGAUUUUGCCGAUUCGGUGGGGCAUUUGAUUAGAUAUACUCGAGAAUAUGCAUUUUUAACUGUGGGCUCAAUAGCUCAAUUGGAAGACACAUUGUAUGAAAUUCCUGGCAUUGCACUGAUGAUCUGGAAGGCCGUGGCGGGUGAUACAAUUGGUGUCACAUUACAUAGUUGGAAGCAUAUGAUAAACAGUUGCUUACGAGUAGUUAUUAAGUUUUGUCCUGUGAAGUAUGUUGAAGUAUUUAUGAGUGAAUUAUUACCAGCAGUGUUCUUAGACUUGGACAAAUUACUUGUUGAUAGAUGGACUAAAAUAAAUGGCAAUGGGAUACAAUUGCAAGGAAACGAAGAUGACGAAACUUUGUCGGAAGAGAUGAUGGAAGAACACAUGUUAAGGCAAUUGACUGCAACUGUUGUGAGAUUAUUGAUGGAUGUUGUUGGUCAAUAUAAUGCUAGACCAGCCACUGACACUCAGUUUGCAUGCAAGAAAUUAGUAGCUGAGAAUAAGGAGGUUUUAGCCCCAUUCCUACAAAUAUGUUGUCAUUUGUUUUUGUUCAAAGAUACAAAGUGUUCGUUCAAUACUAUUUUGGUAAUACGUAACAUCUUGCCCGAAGUCUUGUUAAAGGACGACGAAGUUGAUAAAUAUCUUUCUGAUCACCUUAUCAAGUCUUUGCUUGAGGUAUUGCUUGAUGAUUAUUUUGCUGAGACGCAUAGUGAAGCUGCAAUUGCAUUAACAACUUUGUAUUGUGCUUUGAGAUCUAAAAACGAUUACCCAGCCAGGAUUUUGAUUCAGAAUUUACAAAAUAUAAAUACCCGAGACAUUAGUAAUUUUGAAUCACAGUUGGUCAAUUCAAAAUCCUUGCGACACCAAAGAGGUGCUUUGAUAGAUUUAGUGAGAAGAUCUAAAAACCAAGAAGUUGAUGAAAUGACCAAAAGAAAGAAAGAGUUGGAAGCAGUUUCUAUUGCUAAUAGAAAGAAGAGAAAUGGUGGUGUUGAUGUCAUGAAUGAUCCGUAUACUGAAAAUGGUGCAUUGGGACAAUUGUUUGGCGAAGAUUAA
Messenger RNA from Candida dubliniensis CD36, 3738 nucleotides. RefSeq names its product karyopherin (gene MSN5). Gene Ontology annotation, molecular function: RNA binding; nuclear export signal receptor activity. NCBI's taxonomy places the organism in Eukaryota, Fungi, Ascomycota, Pichiomycetes, Serinales, Debaryomycetaceae. Gene Ontology annotation, cellular component: nucleus; RNA nuclear export complex; cytoplasm. Gene Ontology annotation, biological process: protein export from nucleus; RNA export from nucleus. The coding region runs from base 1 to 3738 and encodes 1245 amino acids. The record is from RefSeq and is a predicted model, not a curated record. The transcript has a single exon.